Molecule: messenger RNA, 2462 nt
Organism: Helianthus annuus (common sunflower)
Lineage: Eukaryota; Viridiplantae; Streptophyta; Magnoliopsida; Asterales; Asteraceae
Product: protein FAR1-RELATED SEQUENCE 8
Exons: 2
Coding region: 140-2326 (728 amino acids)
Biological process (GO): regulation of DNA-templated transcription
Molecular function (GO): zinc ion binding
Source: RefSeq, a predicted model, not a curated record
AUUGAUUGUUAUUAGGGUAAAUAAAAGUAACAAAACCACUCUCCCAAAUUCCGCCGGUGCUGACCGUUGCUCCUCCGACCACCGGAGACCUCUGUUCGAAAACCCUAGAUCUCCGUAUUCGAGUUAAUUCUCAUUCAAGAUGGAAGACAAUUCGGAUAAAAGCGAAGAACUUCUCGAGGAUGACGGUGGCGAUCACGAGAUCAACAAUGAGCAAGUAUUCGGACUGGAAACCGCGUCACUAUUCGGGAUCGAAGGUGACGACGACAUGGAAAACGACAGUGAGCUAGUCCUCGAUAUUGAAACCGAUGAUCAUGAAAACGACAGCGAGCAAAUUCUCGAGUUUGAAAACAAUGAUCUUGACGAUAAAGACCAAAUGCUGGAGUUCGGAUCCAAAGGUCACGAUUCAACAACUAUCCAAUUGCUCGAGAUCGAAACUAAUAAUCAAGAAAAACACAAUCUUCCACCGGUUGUCGGAAUGGAAUUCGAUUCUUAUGAAGACGCUUAUAAAUUCUAUAAUUUAUACGCUAUAGCAGUUGGAUUCGCCAUUAGAGUAAAAUCUUCGUGGACUAAACGAAACAGUAAAGAAAAACGUGGUGCGGUUCUUUGUUGCAAUUGUGAGGGUUUCAAGACGUUAAAAGAAGCAAGUAGUAGAAGAAAAGAAACCAGAACCGGUUGUUUGGCAAUGAUUAGGUUAAAGUUAACGGAUUCAAAUCGAUGGCGGGUGGAUGAAGUUAAACUUGAUCACAAUCACUCCUUCGAUCCUGAACGCGCCCAAACCGCUAAAUCACACAAAAAAACGGAAUCCAGAUUAAAGCGGAAAUCGGAGACUAACGCUGAUGUGGAGGUGCGAACAAUAAAGCUGUACCGAACACCGGUUGUAGAUAAUGUAUAUUACGGAAGCUCAAGUGAAAGGGACUUGGAUAACGAUCUUGCGAAAAAUAAACGUUUAAAUCUAAACAAAGAGGACGUACAGGUGAUCAAUAAUUACUUUUGUCGGGCUCAGUUAAUAAGCCCAAAUUUCUUUUACAUAAUGGAUUUUACGGAUGAUGGUUUUGUAAGAAACGUCUUUUGGAUCGAUUCACGGGCCCGGGCUUCAUAUGGGCAUUUUGGAGAUGUGGUGGCGCUCGAUACAACGUGUGUGAAGAACGGUUAUAAAGUCCCGUUAGUGGUGUUUGUUGGGGUCAAUCACCAUGGUCAAACUAUUUCGCUCGGUUAUGGUUUAGUAGCUGACGAAAGUCAAGAAACGUAUAACUGGUUGUUGAGAGCAUGGUUGACGUGUAUGGCGGGCCGACCUCCGCAAACGUUAAUAACCGAUCAGUGUACAGCGUUGCAAAGUGUGAUUUCCGAGAUCUUCCCGCGGGCCCACCAUCGUUUUUGUUUGCCUCUUGUUAUCGAAAGCAUCUUUCAAAACUCGGGAAUUUUGGAUUCUGAAGUGUUUCGGACGGUCUUUAAUAACGUAAUUUACGAGACAAUAAAAGUCGACGAGUUUGAAUUAGCUUGGGAUGAGAUGAUCCAACGGUUCGAGAUCCGAGACAACGAUUAUCUACAUAGAUUGUAUGAAGAUCGAGAACGGUGGGUCCCGGUAUACUUAAAAGACACGUUUUUCGCGGGAAUGUUUUCGUUUCAACCCGAUGAGUCCAUGGUUCCUUUCUUUCACGGGUACGUCCACCAACAAACUUCGUUAAAAGAAUUUUUCGAGAUGCAUGAUUUAGUAUUUCAAAACAAGAUUCAAAAAGAAGCGUUUGAUGAUAUCGAGUCAAAAGAGUCAAACCCGAAGCCGAGAACAAUGUGCACGUUUGAAUCACAACUUUCCAAACUAUACACCAAAGAAAUAUUCUCACUUUUCCAAUACGAAGUCGAGAUGAUGUCACAUUGUUUUCACAUAUCACAAACAAACACUACCGGAUCAAUCGUUACAUACACGAUAAGCGAACAAGAAACCAAAGGAAACAUCAUAAGAAGUCUAGAAGUAAUGUAUGAUAAAAUAGGAACCGAGGUCCGAUGCAUAUGCAGUUGUUAUAACUUUAGAGGCUAUUUAUGUAGACACGCGUUAUGUGUUCUUAAUCAUAACGGCAUAGAUGAAAUCCCGAGUCAAUACAUUUUGUCUAGAUGGAGAAAAGAUUUCAAACGGAUGUAUGUACCGGAUCUCGGCUCAAACAAUGUUGAUGUUACAAACCCGGUUCAACGGUUUGAGCAUUUGCAUAAACGGGCGUUACAAGUUGUCGAGGAAGGUAUGACCUCGUUAGAACAUUAUACAGUCGCGUGGCAAGCGUUUAAAGAGUCCUUGAACAAGGUUCGUUUGGUAGCGGAUAAAAAUGUUGAAUAAUUGAUUUUAGUAAAGAUGCAAUUGUAUAUAUUUAGUUACAGUUUAUACUUUUUAUAGUCUUUUUGUGUGUUGUUGGUACUUAAUGUGAUUAUAUGUAUAUGUCAGGAAUUAAGUUAACUCAUUUAGAGCAUUCUCA